CUUCCUCUCUGACCCAAGUGAACGCGACCCUCCAUAUGCCGUACGCAUGCGCAAAAAGAUGACGUCUGUCAUACUGGUAGUUCGUUCCUCAAUAGUUGAAAACAAGAGGGAAAUUCAGGCAAUCAGUCCGUGCUGCAUGUAAACUCAAAGUAUUCUUGAAGGCAUGCCUGUCCAUGUGGUCAAGGACGGGGCCGGUCCCAGCACCCAGGUUCCCGCUCAACCCCAGAGGAUCUCCAUUCCACUCCUCUGCCCUACCUCAGACUGCACUGGCAAGACUGUGAAGGGGAGAGUAGUUCACAAAGGGCCAUUGGUAUCCAUGGGAGAAGACAACUAUGUCCUGAAGACUGUGAUUCAAGAAGAAGACUCCCAACAGGACAUGUCCCCAGAUCACUCGUCCAUCAAUGUCAUCCUGUUUGGUGCGCUGGCGAAGGACUACUCCGAAUCCGUCAGUCAAGGGGACGUGCUGCUGGUGGCUGGCUUCACUGUGGGCAAGUCUCCCACAGCUCACAAAGACAAGCUCCAUGCCUGUAACCUGCAGCUGGCUGGAGAUGAUGCCUGGGUGUAUGUGUGGCCAUCUACUGUAAGCCUGAGAGCAUUUGUACCCAGCAAAAGAACCUCUCCAGUCAGCACUGAGGUCACUAAGGCAGCGAAGGUGGUUAAGUAUACCUACGCCCCACUGAGCGACCUGACGCCUGGGGUAGUGGUGAACGUCUACGCUGUGGUCACCUUCUUCAAGCAGCCAUUCCGGACCAAGGGGACAGAUUACUGCUCCACACUGAAGAUUACAGACCAAUCAAAUAAAAAAGUGGGCUGUACCAUCUUUUGUGACAAGCUUGAGGAACACCCUAAAAUCUUCAAAAUGGGAGACAUCAUACGCCUACACAGAGUCAAGACCCAGCUUUUUAAUGGAGCCAUCAGCCUUUUGACCAGCCAUGGUUUCUCCGUGGUCACCUUUGACGGGACGGUGGGCAGCCCUGUGGUCCCUCGUACCUCCAGUGGGUCCUUCAAAUUUGGGGAGGAAGAUUGCCAGGCCGUGGAGGCCCUGCGCACGUGGGCAGCCAACCAGUCUCUGGUCCCUGCUGUGCCCUGUGUACCCCUGUCGGCAGUACAGCCCAAGACUUACUUUGACCUGACCUGCCAACUGCUGGCUAAAGCCCCUGUGGACAGCAGCUGCACCCUGUUGAAGGUUUGGGACGGAUCAAAGUGCCCUCACCCCCUGCUGGAUGUGUUUGUGGAGCCCAACACUCUUGAAGGAAGUCCCACGUUGUCCAAGGACAUAGCAAACCUCACAGCCAACGUCUUGGUCUACGACAACCAUGUAGAGGUCUCCCGGCAGUUGAAGCCUGGGUCAUACCUUCGGAUAUACAACCUACACGCAGUUCCUGGGGCUAGUCGGUUGCCUAGCAAUGACUCCGGCCAGUCUGAUCAGACGGAACACCUGGGUUUCUACCUGCAUGGGGGCUCCUCAUACGGCAAGGGGUUGCGCGUGCUGCCUGACGACAGCCCAGAUAUACUGGACCUCAAAAGGAUCUUGGAGACCUUCUCAGACUCUGACAUAAAUGACUCAUCCCUGUUUGAGGUCUGGAGUACACCACCAGAGUCUAUUGGUAUGUUUACAUUUUUCACUUUGAUGCUUUUGUGUACAAUAUCUGGUUUUCCUGUUAAUAUUGCUUACACUCAUAAUGGUUUGGAAGGGCGUGGUUUGGAGGAAACUUUUGGCACCACAUAUGUUUCUGCUGUCAUUUUAGGUGCUUCUCCAGAUGAAAUUGCUACAGAGAGGAAGUGUGACCACACUGUGGAACAGGUGAGUCUGGCUGAAGUGAAGAGCAGAGGCCCUCCUCAGGUGUUCCACGUUCAGGCUCAGCUCAAGUCUUACCAGCCUCAGAGACUCUACCAGUCCCUGAAACUCUAUUGCCACGAGUGUAAAACCAUACGGGACGUCCCUGAUGAUGUCACAGUGGGGGGGGUGUUCUCAGAGGCCCAGAAGGACGUUGGACCUUGUAAUAAUGGGUACUGGACUCUGGAGCUGAAUCUCCCCAGAGAGCCUCCUUCUGAAUCCCCCAGCCGGAACCUGACCCUUCUGAUCUCCAGCCAGCUAAUGGGAAAGGGCAAGGCAAAGGAGCUGAUCUUCCUGAAGGGGGCUACCUUGGAGGAGACGUGUCGGAUAGCAUCCGCGUACAGUAACAUUGUCCCAGUGACGUCACCACAAGGAACCAUGACCCCGCUGGAUCUCUCGGCUCCCUUCCUCUUCCGGGGCACGAAAAGAUACUAUGGAUGCAAACAGUGCUCCCAACUAAAAGUGGGAGAGUCAUUGGGAGAAGGAGUAGAGGUGUUGGAUGAGAAAAGUGUGGCAGACGCUCUGGGGGUGCAGCUGCUGCAGUAUGGCCUACUGAUGAAGCUGGAGCUGCAGGAUGGGACCGGCUCCCUGGAGGCCCUGCUCUGGAGAGAUGCAGAAUCCUUCUUCCACGUGUCAGCUGAGGACGCAGCAAACGACCAGGAGGCACAAGACAGGGUCCAGGAAACCAUGGACAGACUCUGCCCACCAGGGAGUAGCAUGGCGGAGAGGCCCUGGAUGGACCUGUGUCUCAGUGCCUACACAGUGGAGGAGAACGGCCAGAGACUGACCUGCUACCAGAUCUGCCACACGGAUACCAGAGGCACUAACCCACAUACACACCCUCACACACACGCCACACCUAGUGACACAUAGCACUCAACAUAACCAACCAGAAUGUCAUGUAUAUGCCAAAUAGUCAUUUGUGAAUAUUGUAUAUAGUUGUGUACCUCGAUUCAUCAUACAAAUUUAUAUUGGCUGAAAUGUAUCUGGCUUUGAGUGUCUCUGACCAUUUCCUUUGUCUUAUUUCCUUCUUUGUACCAACAUCUUAUAUUUUUUGUACUUUCUUGACAGUAUGUGUAAACUUAUUUUUCCCCUUUUUAGAAAUAAAUUCUAUGACAAAUUA
Coregonus clupeaformis (lake whitefish) is the source of this 2960-nucleotide messenger RNA. It is a transcript of the gene pot1, whose product is annotated as protection of telomeres 1 homolog. Gene Ontology annotation, biological process: regulation of telomere maintenance via telomerase; telomere capping. Gene Ontology annotation, cellular component: chromosome, telomeric region; nuclear telomere cap complex. Lineage: Eukaryota; Metazoa; Chordata; Actinopteri; Salmoniformes; Salmonidae. The transcript is spliced from 19 exons. Gene Ontology annotation, molecular function: telomerase inhibitor activity; G-rich strand telomeric DNA binding. The coding region runs from base 164 to 2710 and encodes 848 amino acids. The record is from RefSeq and is a predicted model, not a curated record.